Babesia ovata is the source of this 1428-nucleotide messenger RNA. Its product is annotated as mannose-6-phosphate isomerase. The record is from RefSeq and is a predicted model, not a curated record. Gene Ontology annotation, molecular function: zinc ion binding; mannose-6-phosphate isomerase activity. The transcript has a single exon. Lineage: Eukaryota; Apicomplexa; Aconoidasida; Piroplasmida; Babesiidae. Gene Ontology annotation, biological process: GDP-mannose biosynthetic process; carbohydrate metabolic process. Gene Ontology annotation, cellular component: cytosol. Bases 1 to 1428 code for a protein of 475 amino acids.
AUGGAGCAUUCAUCGCAAUGCAUCUACCGGAUUAAGCCGGUUGUCCGCAACUAUGACUGGGGAGCUCCGGCGAGGUCAUCGUUGGUGUACCGCCUAUAUUCCCACGUAGCAGGGCUCCCCUCCACGCCUCCUUCAGACGAAGUAGGCAACACACCCUAUGCCGAGCUAUGGGUCGGAGAUCAUGACUCCGCUCCUUGCGUUGUAAUCGACCUUAAAUCACGCACUCCGAACGCUAAUGGGCUGAAUGGGUCCACGGAUGGCCCUGAGCAUGGAAUUGCAGGUUCUCCGUCCACCUCAGCCACCAAAGGAGUUACACAUGAGCUAGUAUCAAACAACGGGCGUGGAGAAAGGCUCUCCUCCGUGUACAAACGCAUGGGAAUGCAGUUAUUUGGGCAAGAAAACAAUGGAGUUCCCAUACUGCUAAAAGUUCUCUCAAUCGCAAAGCCGCUGAGCCUGCAAAUACACCCGGACCCCGACACCGCAUUGAGGAUGUUUGCACAAAAACAUCCGAGCAUUGUUGAUUGCCAGGCGAAGCCCGAAAUGAGUGUGGCUCUCAGUCGAUUCCGUGCCAUGUGCGGAUUGAGACCGCUGAGUGAAAUUGUACAGUAUGCGGAACGCUAUCCGCCAUUCGCGCGCAUGAUAGGGGAUUAUAUUUUGACGUGCAUGAGGCAGUCUGAAUCGGCCAACAGUGGCACUAUCUAUGCAAAUCUGUGUCGGCGUUUGCUCCUAGAGCAAGGCGAAACUAAUGUAAUCGGGGAACUUGUGAAAUUAGUGAAGGAAAGACCCGAUCACGAUAUAUCUGAACAAGUCAUUAUCACACUGAACGACGUAUACGGCAAUGACAUUUGCGUUUCCUUUGCUUUCGUUCUGAAUUGUGUAGAAAUACAGCGUGGGGAAGCGUUCUUCAUACCUCCAAAUGUCCUGCACAGCUACACCAGUGGGAACUGCUUGGAACUCAUGAACAAUAGUGACAACGUGAUCCGAUGCGGACUUACCUCCAAGGCUACUGACACCAAAGCUGUCAUGGAGCUUGUGGACGUUGAAGUACAAAGAGGUGAUGCGUUUCCACAGCAUGUAAAUAAGAUAAUUCCGGAAAACGUAUCACCCCACGUUAAGAUUUACCGUCCUUCGCACCCGCUUUGCAAAUUCGCUGUCUGGUCAUUCGAGGUACCACCAAAGGCACAUGUUUCCCAUUUGUUUAGUAACGGAACACGGCCGUUUUUAUGUGUAAUAGUGGAGACCAAUGAUGAGGUUGAUGUCAGUUAUAGUUCAACACAGAAAGAUGGAGAUGAAGAGGCGACUGCUGCCUCCCAAGAACAGGUGCCAACGGGGCUGGGUGACACAUUCUUCUUAUACCCCAAUGUAACUCUAAACGUCAAAAAUAAUGGGGAUUCGCACUUUGUGAUGUACCUCGGCACGGAAACAUGA